This is a messenger RNA of Sphaeroforma arctica JP610, 642 nucleotides long. RefSeq lists its product as hypothetical. Lineage: Eukaryota; Ichthyosporea; Ichthyophonida. The annotation marks the transcript as partial. Gene Ontology annotation, molecular function: DNA-(apurinic or apyrimidinic site) endonuclease activity; damaged DNA binding; DNA N-glycosylase activity. Gene Ontology annotation, cellular component: nucleus. Gene Ontology annotation, biological process: base-excision repair. The record is from RefSeq and is a predicted model, not a curated record. The transcript is spliced from 6 exons.
AUGCCAGAGCUAGCUGAGGUGGAAAGGUGUCGGCGCACACUGUCUCAACAUUGCGUAGGAAAACAGAUCGCCGCCCAAGGCAUACGGUCAGAGCUGAGCAGUUCAGCUGCACCUGUUGGCGCUAACAUUGGUUCUCUUUUCGCUACCCGUCCAGGCAAGUAUGUGUGGCUGGAGAUGAACGGAGAAGGGCCUUGUGUUAUGUUCCAUCUGGGGAUGACGGGUAACUUCUACGUCAAGGGAGAGACCGACGUACUCCAUCUGACGAGCGAGUCCAAGUAUUCGGUAACUGACGCAUGGCCGCCCAAGGCCACCAAGUGUUUGUUGAAGAUGACUGAUGACACUGAGAUCGCCUUUAUCAAUACACGACGCCUGGGCAGGAUCAGGCUGGAAAUAGAUCCGUGGAAGUGUGCGACAAUCUGCAAACUUGGCUUUGAUGCGUACACGGACUUGCCACCUCUGGCCGAGUUCUCCCAAUUGUUGCGUCGAAGGAAGGGUCCAAUCAAGUCCGUUUUAUUGGACCAAUCGUUUGCUGCGGGUCUGGGCAACUGGCUGGCGGAUGAGAUCCUCUACCACAGUGUCAUGCACCCGCAAGAGGCCACAGCAACACUCUCUGAUGAGCAAGUGCUGUCUAUAUACACCAGC